Messenger RNA from Hordeum vulgare subsp. vulgare (domesticated barley), 2229 nucleotides. RefSeq lists its product as uncharacterized. Gene Ontology annotation, molecular function: transmembrane transporter activity. The transcript has 3 exons. The record is from RefSeq and is a predicted model, not a curated record. The coding region runs from base 249 to 1700 and encodes 483 amino acids. Gene Ontology annotation, cellular component: membrane. NCBI's taxonomy places the organism in Eukaryota, Viridiplantae, Streptophyta, Magnoliopsida, Poales, Poaceae. Gene Ontology annotation, biological process: transmembrane transport.
UCAUCUACUAGCAGCAGAAGAAGAAGAGAAACGUGCGGUUAUGUACAUUUAGUACAAUGCCAUGCAAGAAGAGUGCGGAUGCAGUGCACCGAACCAAUGGAACAUGCGGCGCCACCGAUCAACGAAAUCAAAUUAUCGGCGACUUUCUGUUGAUCUCCGUCGAGACUCACUGGAGGGCGAUCCUUAUUUAUGGGGCUUUUCCUUGUGAACUCCCGGAGCGGCCAAGGCGAAGAGGAUCCAAGUGAGGAAUGGUGGUGAGCACGAGCACCGACACGUCGGUGCAGCGGCGGCGGAGGCAAUGGACGCUGGCGCUGGUGACGGCGGCGUCGCUGCUGGAGCGCGCGGACGAGGCGCUGCUGCCGGCCGUGUACAGGGAGGUGGGCGCCGAGCUGGGCGCGUCCCCGGCCGCGCUGGGCUCCCUCGCGCUGUGCCGCGCGCUCGUCCAGGCCGUGUGCUACCCGCUGGCGGCGUGCGCCGCGGCGCGCCACGACCGCGCGCGCGUCGUGGCCGCGGGGGCCUUCCUCUGGGCCGUCGCCACCAUGCUCGUCGGCGCCUCGGGCACUUUUCUCCAGAUGGGGAUCGCGAGAGGGUUUAACGGCGUUGGCCUGGCGCUGGUGUUGCCGGCGUUGUCCUCCCUGGCGGCCGACUACAGCGACGACACGACGCGCGGCUCGGUGUUUGGGUGGUUAGGGAUGGCGAGCCGGCUGGGCGCCAUGGCGGGGGGCACGCUCGGCGUGCUGCUCGCGCCCACCACCUUCCUCGGCGUCCCCGGCUGGCGCCUGGCAUUCCACAUACUCGCGCUCCUCAGUGUCGCGCUCGCCGUCUCGACGUGGUUCCUCGCCUCGGACCCGCGUCCGCCCAGCACGUCCGAGAAGAGCACGGUCUCUGUGGCUAGGGAACUCAUCAUGGAGGCCAAGGACGUGGUGCGGGUGCCGACGUUCCAGAUCCUGGUGGCGCAGGGGGUGGCCGGGUCGGUGCCGUGGACGGCGCUCACCUUCGCCGCCAUGUGGCUGGAGCUCGUGGGGUUCACGCACUGGGAGACCAGCGCCAUCAUCAACCUCAACCAGCUGGCCGGGGCGCUCGGCUCGCUGUUCGCCGGGUUCGUCGGCGACCCCAUGGCGCGGCGGUUCCCGAACGCCGGCAGGGUCGCGCUGGCGCAGGUGAGCACGGCGUCGACCGUCCCGGUCGCCGCCGUCCUGCUGCUCGCGCUGCCCAUCGACCCCUCGGCCGGGGCCGCGUACGCCACCGCCUUCGCCGUCCUGGGCUUCGUCAUGCCCUGGUGCCCACCGGCCACCAACAACCCUAUAUUGGCAGAGAUCGUGCCGGAGAAGGCGAGGACGACGGUGUACGCGCUGGACAGGUUCUUCGAGACGAUCUUCGCGUCGUUUGCGCCAGCCGUGGUGGGCAUCCUGGCGGAGCGGGUUUUCGGAUACAAGCCGGCGUCCGGCGCCACCGGGAAGACCGAACGGGAGAACGCCGCCGCGCUGGCGAAGGCAGUCUUCGCGGAGAUGGCCGUGCCGAUGGCCGUCUGCUGCAGCAUCUACUCCUUGCUCUACUGCACGUAUCCAGCAGACAGACAGCGCGCGCAGAAGGCAGCUCUGGUUGCGCGAGGAGAAGAGGACUGUGAAAAUGCUACUUGUAGUACUACUGCUACUGGAGUUGAUAGCUUAAACCAGGCAUUGCUUGUCAGAAGUGACUAGCAACAUAUCUAAGACAGGUUUGGCUACAUGGACAAAAAUGUAUACGCUUCUGUCCAGAAAUACUUGUAGGAGAAAUGACGUAUAUAUUAGUUGACAUCCAUUUUUUUCAUUUUUUACGACAAAUAAUUCCGGACGAAGGGAGUAUAUUUUUUAGGUUCGCUCAGGAAGGCAAUUUACAGGCUUUACAGCCAUUUAUAUUCAAGACAAGAUCUCAGAUGCAAUUCUUAAUAAAUCCUCUAAACUAAAAACUAAAUAUGUACCAAAUAAUAUAUAGCCUCCCUGAUCUCCAGUAUCAAAAGCGGCUUACGAGUUAGAUGAGCAGAAAAUAUAUUACACAAAAAAAAAUGCUAGCUGCGACUAAAGGAACACGCAAAGUUAACUAGGCCAAGGAGCUGCGUCAGAUGGGACCAAAUAAUUCAAAGUUAUUUAAAACCAACAACUUUCUAUAAACCAAGAUUCGACAUGCUGUCACAUAAAUUAUUCCCUUUAUAAACCAAUUACAGAGAAAAAAAGAAGAUGAAAUGAAAAA